Messenger RNA from Eruca vesicaria subsp. sativa (arugula), 1450 nucleotides. The record is from the annotation of a GenBank genome assembly. NCBI's taxonomy places the organism in Eukaryota, Viridiplantae, Streptophyta, Magnoliopsida, Brassicales, Brassicaceae.
CAACAAGAGAGAAAAAAAAAGAAAUGGGUUCAUCAUCAUCACCAACCCUCACCACCGCACUAAACCAAGCCCGUCCUUUCCUCAGAGGAGAGCUAGAGAACGUCGACCCCAAACUCCCCUCCCUAAUCACCGUCCUCAAAAGCGUAGGCGCAGGAGAGUGCUGGCACAAACACGGAAGCUUCCUAGACCACUUGAUCGACAUCUACAAGAUCCUCAAGCUCUGGAAAGCUCCUGAGCCCGUCUCCCUCUGCGGCCUCUUCCACUCAGCUUACUCCAACUCCUACGUAAACCUAGCCAUCUUCCACCCUUCCACUGGCCGUGAAGUCGUACGUGGACACGUAGGUGAAGCAGCAGAGUCUCUGAUCCAUCUCUUCUGCGUUGUGCCGAGGCAGAGUUUGAUCCACGACGAUAUUUUGUUUAAGUACUCUGAUGGAGAGCUCGUUGAGCAUCUUGAACGCUCUGAGGUGUCGUUGAGGAAGGCUAAGGAGGGGUGGUUUGAUGGAGAGGAGGAGUGGAGGAAGAAGGUGAAUGAGUUGGUUCCUGAGAACGGCGUCGUUGUGAAGCAUAUAAAGACUGGUGAAGAGAUUGUUGUUUCGAGGAGGGUUAUUGGUGUGUUUUUGUUGAUGACGAUGGCGGAUUUUAGUGAUCAGUUGUUUGGGUUUCAGGAUGAGUUGUUUUGUAAUUAUGAUGGGAGGUUGGAGUUUAAGGGGAAUAAUGUGUUGGCGUUGUGGCCUGGGAAUGGGAAGCCUGGGCUUUGGAUGAACUCUAACUCGAGGAUGGGUGCGGUUUAUAGUUUGAUUGUGAGAGAAGAAGAGAUUUUGAUGGAGGAGAGGAGGAGAGGUUCUGGUUUUGUGGUGAGGAAGGAGAGAGAUGAAGAUAUUGAGCUUGUGGUGCCUCCUGUUUUCAGUUUCUGCACCAAGGUAUUGGAUGCAAAGGAGCAGAUAGAAGCAAGAGACAUGUACUGGGAAGCUGUGAGCAGCGACGCGAGCAAAGAAGGUUACUUGGAGAGAGCAGAGGAGAGAUUGUUGGGGUGUAUUGAGAAGAACCCAUUUGUGGGAGAGCCACAUGUGUUGUUGAGCCAAGUGUAUCUAGGGAAGAAGAUGUUCGUAGAGGCAGAGAGAGAAGCAGAGAGAGGGUUACUUCUGCUGUUGCAAUGGGGAAGUCCAUGGGACAAGAGGAUGUCAUGGGAAGGUUGGAUUGCUUGGGUUAGAGUUCUUCUCAUGAAGUCACAGGAUCAGUCUUGGCCUGAUGCUUCUUGGGGAAUCUUGAACUUGGGUCUUGUGCGUUAAAAGAUCAUUGCUUGUAUACCAAAAAUAAAGGUUUGAUAAAUAAACCGAUGCAUGUAGAUCAUCAAAGUCUUUUAGGCUUUUGGUAUAUGUAAUCCAGAAUUACAAUAUCCGAACAUAUAAUGGUCAUUGUACCAUAAGAAUAAUAAGACGUUAGUGAUUUA